Messenger RNA from Moneuplotes crassus, 1386 nucleotides. NCBI's taxonomy places the organism in Eukaryota, Ciliophora, Spirotrichea, Euplotida, Euplotidae. The record is from the annotation of a GenBank genome assembly.
AUGGAGAUCAAAGCUAAGGAAGGCCUGACAUACUGCCAAUUUAAAGCGAGGAAGAAGACCCCAGUGAUGGAAAGAAUUUCAUACUCAAAGAUACGUAAUGAUAUGUAUGUAAAGAGAUUUCUCAAGCUUGAAGCUACCAUUCUGUACUCAGAAAUUAGUCUUAAAAAUUAUUUCUUGCUCAAAAAGACCAAGUUUUCUGUUAGGAUAAGCCAAAUCUUAAAGACGCUCGACACAGUUAAUCAGGAGCUCAUUGGCACUAAUUGGAGCUCAAUCAUUAUACAGGAUCAGAAGAUACAACAAAAAGUCAAGAUUCUUAAGGAGACGAUAAAUGAAAUUUUUGGGAACUAUGAAUAUUUGUUUAAAACUGAGUUUGAAGAGAAGAAAAAUUCCAACACUUUAGAUAGUCAUGGAUCGCUUGGAUCUUUGACGAAUCAAUUAAUUGAUAAAGGUUUAAAACUUAAGAGCGAUUCUAGACCAGCUACUCCCUUCUUUGCUCAGCUAUCUUCUUCUGAAGAUUGUGGAGAAACUACAAGUAAACUAUCUAAAUAUAUUGCCGUCCAAAUGCAUGUACAAAAUAAAUUAAAGCAACUGAGUAUUGAAAUUUGGCAAGCGCGCAGUUCUAAACUUUCAUUUGAGAAGAAUACAUUCGGCAUCCAACAAGAUGUUGAAUUAAAAACAUACUGGGCUCAUAAAGUUACACCAAUGAAGAAAGAGAAGUUUAUACCUUUAUCAAGCUGAGGAAUCUUAAAAAUUAGAACCUCCUUUUCAGGUAGAGAGAAUUUGAAAAAUAUUUAUAAUAUUUCUGCCUUGUUUCCUCAACACUGUGAAGCUUUGGACUUUGGGUUCAGGAAUCACACUAAUGUCCAGAGAUGCAUGUCUCUAAUACUGAAAAUGAGUUGUCUCACAAUGCAGUCAAUAUAUUUUAGCUACUUCAAAAUGAAUGAAUCUCAAUUGAAGAAAAUACUCAUGGGAAAUAAGUAUAAGCUCAGAAUUGGAUUUUUGUGUUGCAAUUUUCCUCUAAAGACAGUCCUUGACCUUGAAGCCUGACUAAGCGAGACUUCUAUUCAAGAGAUAGAGCUGAGAGAAUGUAGAAGUAUUGGAGGCAAAACAGCACAGAUGACAUCUGAAGAAUUAGGAACUUUACUAAAGUCUCUGUCAAAUUCAGAUCUGGUGCAUACUCUUCACAAAAUUAUCCUAGACAAAGAUGAAUUUACAAGGAAAGAUGUAACUGAAGUCUUCAAGAAAAAUGGUUUGGGCCAUAUAGAGAUAGAACUAUAUAAGCCUAAGUAAUAUUUUGGUAAUAAGAACAAGCGAGGUUUGUAAAUCAUAAUGAGUUUCAGAUAGAUGUAGCUUAGAUUAGGCAAAGAAACGCCUAAGGGUAAAUAC